CUGUUUUUCCUCCUCAACACACACACACACACACGCACACAAUGGAUGGGGCAGAAGAGAUGGACAUAGAACAACAACAACAAAAAUUACCCAACACUUCUAAGCGAUUUGGUAUCAAAAACUCAAUCCAAACUAACUUCCACGACGAUUACGUUUUCCAAAUCGUUCCCAAGAAUGACUGGACAUCAAUGGCAGUAUCACUCUCUACAAAUACAAUUAAAUUGUACUCUUUAGCUACUGGACAGUACAUUGGUGAAUGUAACGGUCAUUCUUCGACAAUCAAUCAAAUUACGUUUUCUGGUACUUCAUCGCCUCAUGUAUUGCAUUCUUGCUCUUCUGAUGGGACCCUCAAAGCUUGGGAUACUAGGUCUUUUCAACAGGUGUUUUCAGUUAGUGGUGGGCCUUCUCAAGAGAUAUUUAGUUUCUCCUUUGGUGGAGCUAAUCAUAAUCUGCUUGCUGCUGGGUGUAAUUCUCAGAUACUCUUCUGGGAUUGGAGGACCAAGCGUCAGGUUGCGUGCUUGGAGGAAUCUCAUACGGAAGAUGUUACUCAGGUGCACUUCAUUCCAGGCUAUGAUGAUAGACUCAUUUCCGCAUCGGUUGAUGGAUUGAUGUGUCUAUUCGAUACAGGUGGAGAUAUCAAUGAUGACGAACAACUGAUAUCCGUACUCAAUGUGGGAACCUCAAUUGGAAAAGUGGGAUUUCUUGGGGAGAAGAAUCAGAAGCUUUGGUGUUUAACUCACAUUGAAACUUUAAGUGUCUGGGACUUGAAAGACGAAACAACAGUGGCCAGUUUUGAGGAUGCUAGAUCCUUGGCCUCUAAGAGCUGGAUGGCAGACAGCGUUGACUAUUUUGUUGAUUGCCACUAUUCAGUGGAGGAAAACCGUUUCUGGGUGAUUGGCGGGACGAAUGGUGGUUCCUUGGGCUAUUUCCCUGUAAGUUAUAAAGAGACGCGAACAAUUGGUCCUCCAGAAGCAGUUCUGUGCGGUGGACAUGAAGGUAUCAUUAGGAGUGUCUUGUCUGGCGUACCAGGUGAGACCAUGGAUAACCACGGUAUCUUUGGAUGGACUGGUGGUGAAGAUGGCCGCCUUUGUUGCUGGUUGUCUGAUGGUUCUGAUACAUGCCAAUCAUGGAUCUCAACUCUUGCUCUGAAAUCAGAGAAGACCCGCAAAAAGAGCAGGCAUUCUCCGUAUUAGCAAUUUUUCCUUUGGCUAAAAGAUUAUGUUGUAUAUUAGUUCUUUAUAUUUAUCUGGCGUAUAUCAAUGUUGUCGUAAUUCAUCGGUCAGGCUUGCUUCAUUUUUGCAAAAUGCAGUCUUUCUUGGUUACUUUUGUGUUUUUAAUUAUUUUGGGAAGGUGCUUGAGCUCGUUAAGAUUGUGAGGGCUCAGAAGAGCCAAGUGUAAUACUACACCUUUGGUGUACCUUAAUGGAAGCUAGUGAUUGUCCAA
Lycium ferocissimum is the source of this 1443-nucleotide messenger RNA. Its product is annotated as WD repeat-containing protein GTS1. NCBI's taxonomy places the organism in Eukaryota, Viridiplantae, Streptophyta, Magnoliopsida, Solanales, Solanaceae. The transcript is spliced from 8 exons. The record is from RefSeq and is a predicted model, not a curated record. Gene Ontology annotation, molecular function: protein binding. Bases 42 to 1193 code for a protein of 383 amino acids.